AUGUCUGUUGACCAGGCGUCACCGCUGGUGCCUAUUAAGCCUCAAAUAGCGCUGCAGAACAGCGCGUUCAUAAAAAACAGCCACAAUAGAGCCAGCUUCUGCGGCGCCACCCCCUCCCCCACAAAUGGGAAUAGAACGUUCAAAACGUUCGCCGUAAACCGGAAGAGCUGGAGUGGCAACGUCACGUUACCCCUUCAGCAGUUCCUGGAAGAGCCACCUCAGCUGGCAUCGUUUCGUUCAGGAACGGGAACCUUUCCCAGAAAUCGGGAGAGGAACAAUAACACCACUAGCGGAAUAUUAACGCCUAACGGUAACGUGCAGACGCUCAAAGGAAAUGAAGUGAGGAGGAGCGGAUGUGCUAACGGCCGAAGGUACGCUGAGAUCGGAAACUGGAAUAAAAGGUGA
Molecule: messenger RNA, 405 nt
Organism: Leptosia nina
Lineage: Eukaryota; Metazoa; Arthropoda; Insecta; Lepidoptera; Pieridae
Source: the annotation of a GenBank genome assembly